CUUCGAAGAACCAGACACACAUUUUCAAGAUGCUUCGUCGUCAAGCCCGUGAGCGUCGGGAUUACCUCUACCGGAGAGCUCUGCUUCUCCGCGAUGCUUCUAUCGCCGAAAAACGAGCCCAGCUGAAGGCUUCUCUGGCCUCCGGAAAACCUCUUGAUCCCUCCAUCGCCGAUGACAAAGCUCUUCGUGAAGACUUCAAAUAUGACGAAUCAAUGCCUGCGUCGGCAGAUAAGAAAGACCAGGACCCGGAUGCAUUGGAUGUCGACGAUGAAUAUGCCCUAACCUCUGGAAUCAUCGACCCCCGUCCCAUCGUCACCACUUCCCGUUCUCCUUCUGUUCGUCUAGGCACAUUUGCCAAAGAGGUUCGCCUGCUUCUUCCAACAUCCAUCCGCUUGAACCGUGGAAACCUCGUUCUUCCAGAUCUCGUGUCCAGCGCAAACGCCGCAGCAAUGACAGACAUGAUCCUCCUUCACGAGCACCGUGGUACCCCUACUGCGAUGACAAUUUCGCACCUUCCCCACGGCCCGACAGCCAGCUUUUCUUUGCACAAUGUUGUUCUUCGAGCCGAUAUCCCCAACGCCGCUCGGGGAACCGUUUCGGAGAGCUACCCUCACUUGGUCUUUGAGGGAUUCACAACCAAGCUGGGUGCCCGUGUGGUUCAAGUCCUGAAGCAUCUUUUCCCGCCGCGUGAGGCUGGCAAGGUCGGCAACCGUGUCGUCAGCUUUGUCAACAAAGAGGACAGCAUUGAAGUGCGACACCACGUUUUCGUGAAGACUGGAUACAAGGACGUCGAACUGGCAGAAGUCGGACCGCGAAUGACAAUGAGACUAUUUGAGAUCCGGGGAGGCUCGAUGGAGAAAGGCUCCAGUGGAGAUGUUGAAUGGGCCCUCACGCAAUACACAAGGACCAGCAAAAAGAAGGAUUACCUCUGAGAGCCUACGGUUUAGCAUCUCAGUGGCUGCAUGUAUAAUUGUUUCUUUUAUGGAGGUAAAGAAAAGUAUGAUUUGGCGCACAAGGUGUUUGAAGGGGAAUUAGAGGGUCAAUAUUUUUGGCAGUUUGGCAUUCCUUAUCUGUAUACCCAAUUUAAAAAAGUUGAUAUCUUAUUUCAUCCUGCUCUAUUCUUCUCGAUCACAUAAGUGAAAUACUGAAUUGCAUUUAACUGGCUCCUUAGGAAUAGACACCUGUUGUCGGUAUUUCUCGAGGGGUUCGUAGUAACCUGGAGAAUGCAUUGCCACCAACGGGCUUUUGUAUUGCGAGCACAGAAUAAAGAAAACCAUCUAACUGCUAAGUC
Aspergillus wentii DTO 134E9 is the source of this 1291-nucleotide messenger RNA. RefSeq names its product snoRNA-binding rRNA-processing protein IMP4. Gene Ontology annotation, molecular function: snoRNA binding; rRNA primary transcript binding. NCBI's taxonomy places the organism in Eukaryota, Fungi, Ascomycota, Eurotiomycetes, Eurotiales, Aspergillaceae. The record is from RefSeq and is a predicted model, not a curated record. The transcript has 2 exons. Bases 30 to 932 code for a protein of 300 amino acids. Gene Ontology annotation, cellular component: Mpp10 complex; small-subunit processome; nucleolus. Gene Ontology annotation, biological process: rRNA processing.